Heterobilharzia americana is the source of this 2093-nucleotide messenger RNA. The record is from the annotation of a GenBank genome assembly. Lineage: Eukaryota; Metazoa; Platyhelminthes; Trematoda; Strigeidida; Schistosomatidae.
UGCAGACACCAAGGUUUACUUUUCUUCCUAAACCGUUUGAAAGGGAGCUCUGUUCAGGAUAAAUCAAGACUAGUCAGCUCUUAGUCGACAUUCAAAACAGGUUGUUUGACUUUUUCAUAAUCUUGUAACCGAGGAAGUCAAACUCCAAGGCAGUGCACUCAAGGUCACGCAGUGUGUGCAUUUGUGAUGUUCUCUAGUGGUUGUAAUCUCACAAAGUUGAGAACCAACAUCAAACUUUGUAUCCAACGACUUGAGUAUGUACAAAAGAAAAAGUCGGAAAUAUCAAAGAAAAAUCGUCGGGAUAUCGCAGACCUUCUUAAAGAUGGCAAAAUUGACAGGGCCCGUAUUAAAGUUGAACAAAUCAUACGGGACGACUAUUGUGUUGAAGCCAUGGAUAUCAUACAGUCCUAUCUGGAGACUAUAAAUGAGCGUUUCGGGCUAGUACAGGAUUCAAAAUUGGCAGAUGCAUCUCUCGAAACGCCAAUUGCAACAGUAUUAUGGUGCAAAUCACGCAUGAAAAACGAAAUCAAGGAACUUGACGUAAUUUUUGAUCAGCUUUCGGCUAAGUUUGGCAAGAGCUACGUUCAUGACUGCUGUGAAAAAGCGACUAUGGUCAACCGCACUGUUAUGUCGAAAUUAAAUUCUAUUGUGCCCGGAGCAAAUUUGGUCGAAAUGUACUUGGUUGAAAUUGCGAAAAGUUAUGAUGUCCCAUUUGUUCCUGAUACGCAUGUUAUACUAGAUAAUAACGUACCAGGUCCUGAUGAUAACUUAAUUGAAUUCAAAUCUGAGUGUUCUGGUGGUUUACCUAGCAUACCUCCGAAUUUUGGAGCCUGCAGCAUGCCCUGGCCGACCCCAUCAAUGUCAGAGAAAGCUCCUUAUCCUACGGACUUUAUCAACGAUCCUGGUGCUCACCCAUCUAUGCCGCCAAGUGAACCAUCAGUCCCAGGUACAAGUAAAACCAAUGAAGAUAUCGUAAUGCCUCCGCCAUAUGAUAUAACUAUGUCCAAUGAUCAGAGUGGUGUAAUGCCUUAUAAUUAUGGUGGUGCUGGAUCCAUGCCACCACAGAAUAGUUUUGGCAUGCUGCCACCUCAAGAUGGUUUCAAUAUGCUGCCACCAAUGAAUAGACCUGACAAUAUAGGUCUUCCAGAUGAUGAGAAAGCAGAUUUCGAAAGUUUGGCUGAACGUUUUGAAAGAUUGAAAAAAAAGUAAUACUUAUUAGCCUGUCCAUUAUUUUUACCACCACCUAUUAUUGAUGCGAAAGUUUAAAAUCCUAUUAUUCAGAUCUUAACCGUGGAACCUGGUUAAAAAUCUAAUACUUUCUACGUUGUAGAUCUCCAUUUUUUAAACGAUAAUUCAUAUAUAUAUAUAAUCCUAAUUAUAGAGACUUUACUAUAUUUAUCUCUGCAUAAUAAGACUAAAUACUUAUCUUCUUUUGUUUUUAUAAAAAGGCAAUAAAAUUUUUUUACUGAAAAUGGGUUAUCAUAUACAGCUCACCCGAUGAAAUUGAUGGUUACUAGUGCUCACAUUUGCUAUCUUUUGCUGAGAGGUAUUUGACAAUUUAAAAAAGAGUACUUCACUAACUGUGGUAUCUUGACUAGUUUCUGGCAUAUUCGAAUUAACACAGAAAUUACAUUGGCUCUAAUGGAAGUGAUGUAUCCACGUAGCCAAAUGAUCACAAAUAUGUAUGAAAGUUUCAAUAAUGUAAGCAGAAAACUUGAGACUAUGAUAAUAUGCAAUUGUAGAUUGCUUCGUUUUUCAAAUAUUUUGCAUAGUAAAAUAGUGUCAAUCACUGGAUGACGUUUCAGAGACAAUUUAUUGUUGAUAUUCACGUCAAAAGUAACUCCACAGCUUUCACAUUGUUUUUUUUAUACUUCCAUUUGUUUUCACUGAUUUGUGUUAUGGACUGUAGAAAUUCCAAGAUAUUCGAAAUAUUUGAGUCUUUUCCUUUGCAUUUGUUUCGAUAAACGGCAUCAGUUAUUAUUCAAUCAAUUGUUUUCGAAACGUCAUCUGGCAAUUAGUACGGUUUCACUUCAUGGAAUAUUCCACAGGCAAAAUAACUUGCGAUUUGAAGUUGUGCUUAUGAAGUCAUUACA